Mizuhopecten yessoensis (Yesso scallop) is the source of this 4351-nucleotide messenger RNA. RefSeq lists its product as uncharacterized. Gene Ontology annotation, cellular component: mitochondrial outer membrane. The coding region runs from base 143 to 1552 and encodes 469 amino acids. The record is from RefSeq and is a predicted model, not a curated record. Gene Ontology annotation, biological process: mitochondrial protein catabolic process; mitophagy by internal vacuole formation. The transcript has 10 exons. NCBI's taxonomy places the organism in Eukaryota, Metazoa, Mollusca, Bivalvia, Pectinida, Pectinidae.
CACGUGACCGUAAAGAUGUAUGUACGACACAGAUGCGACAAGGAAGUAAACAGUCGCGACCUUGACGUAAACAACCAUGACGAGGACUCCUGGACUUAACAAUCGUAUGGAGACUUCUGCAUGAUAAGUACAAGUAUUGAGAAUGACAGAGUCGAAAUCAUCGAUGGACAGUGAGCGUACAGCUGUGAUAAAAAGUAAUCUUUCAGAAAUCUCAAACAAUUUGCACAAGCACGUGAUAAGCCUUGGUCGGGAUCCCCCACCCGGUCAUCACGAAACUGGUAACCAUGGAGAUUCUGCAAGUGACCUUGACGAAAUUGAGCAGCUAUGCAGCAGAGUCACGACGCUGUGCACCUUUCAUGAGAGUUUAUCUUCGGCACAAUAUGGCAGCGGAAGAUACAGAAGAAACCCCCAGAUUCUGCAGGACCCUCACAAUAGUCGGCUCCUACGACCUGCAGUGGGAUACAGCAGUAGCCCUGAGGUGCAAUGUAUGUGGAAAUGGAUUCAAUGGCUGGAACGAAAUAUAACUCCACAAUCAAAAAAUGAAAUUCCACCUGAUCCAGAGGAUAUAGGGCCCCCAUCAAAAACCACAUCAAAAGUACAAAAAACAGGCUGCAUUGCGAAAGGGAUAUGGGGACAUAACCAGAGAAUGUUGAAUUUAAACAUGGAGCAGUCACGUGAAAUCAACGAUUUAAACACGACAAUAAAAAUAGAUCCGAGGAAAAAAGACGUUCAAGAGACGCUGAAAGGAUUGAGAAUCAAACAGAACACAUUAACAGAGGAAAUUGAAAAAUUAACUGCUUCUCUAUCAAAAGUGACACGUGAAAAAGACUAUUGGAUAAACAGAAUGAGCAGCAUGGCUGGCAAGAAAUUGAGAGACAAUAACCCAGAGUUGAUUGAUCUGAGUGACUCCAACGGACCCCUAAAGCUGGCGGAUAAGUUCUCCGAGCUGUACGAUAAUCAAUGGACUAGCGCCUCCGAACAUUUACAUACCACUUGCCAAAUGUCAAACGAAAAUGCCAUACAACAACUCUCGUCGUUAACAAAGGAGUGUUACAGCUCUUGCUAUGAGAAGGCCGGACGCCAGCUUCAGUAUCUACAGAAGAUUGUUUUGACUGGGACUUGGGAAGAUGACGUCGAUGCUUGUGAUUCAAAACCAGACAGUGAUAAGGCAUCUCCUGUACCUCAGAGAAGCGCUACUGCCGCCGAAAUGAAGACGUUGAAAGAUACAAGAAAGGAAUUUGCUCAUAGAGCAAAAGAACGUGUUAUCAACGAUCUGCUGCCCGUCCUGGUGAAGUCAAGUGGUUCUGAACUUGAGGGGACCAGCAUGACGGAUUACCUCUCGGAGUGUAUUUCCCUGUGUUGGAGUAUGGUGGUACAGGACCCUCCUAUUGUGCUCCACUGGCCACUUGACAAGCAAGGAAGUGAUAUAGACAGGGACAUGUUUAAUCUGUACACAAAAACCGGAACGAAACUAAACUAUGAAGUGUGGCCUGCUCUUCUCUUACACACCAAUGGCCCACUUCUCAGAAAAGGGGUAGUUCAACCGUUAUAAUAUUGUACAUCCGUCCGCAUGUACCAACCGUUGAUAUCGUGAAACACAAGAUUGUCUUCCCCGAAUAUUACAAUGAAACGCUUUACUAAUUAAUGUUUAAUAGAAUGUGUAUUGAAUUCGUUAAAAUUUUCUCAUAUAGAAACAUGUAGUCCCCUUAAGGAUCCCUGUACCACUGCCAAAAACUGUUACUACACAUUGGAAACUGUUUUUGCCGGAAUGACAAUAAUUGUGAUAAAAUAUUUUGGAAAAGAAAUCCAAACCUUGUGGGAUUUGUUAGAAAAAUAACGAAGAUAAAAUAAACAAAAUGUGAUUAACAAUAGUGUUGCAAGUGUAACACCAGCAGCGGGGAUAGAUCGCGAUUCAAACACUGGAUUUAAGAUUGGUAUGUUAUCUCUCUUACCGAUUGAGCUACCUGGGCAACGGAACAAAUCAUAAUGGGACAGUUAUCCUUAAUUCGUGUGUUCCUGUCAAUAUGGAGAUGUCCGGAGUCACAAAGGAUUUGGAGAAACGUACUUAUAAGAAACAGUCACUUAAAUUAUAAAUUCAGAUUAAGGAUUUGGUUUCGUUUGUUGGGUUUAAUGUCCUACUUAUACAGUUUUGGUAAUUUAAGGACGUGCCUCCAUUUUUGUAAUGUAUGCAUGUGUGUAUCAUUGCAUGUAAAACUGCUCUUUAAUUUUUGCACUGCGCAGAACAAGGAUACUUUGAUCGGAGUACUUCUCGUUUUGACCGAUAAAGAGUGAGCUGGUAGAACAAAACUGUGUUAAUUAUAAAUGUUAUGUGACAAAUAUAAUCUUUAAUUACAUUUUUGCCAGUGAAAUAUCGGAUUCUAUCAACUUGAUACAACUGAUAUCUUUCACACUGUGGCAAAUAUCAAAAGUGAAAAUAUCACUUUUUGGUAUUGACCAAUCAUAACGGUAUCUUCUAUUCGCUGCAUUCAAAGGUAACGAUUUUUUGUUCAGAUUCAAAUGCUUAAAUCAUGCCAGAAUUAGCAGAAAACGUCGGAAUUGCGUUGAGUAUCCCAUUCAAAAUGGCGCGCAGCCUUGUUGUCAAGCGUGACGUCAUUAUAAUAUGGCGCCAAUUAUUACGAUUCUGAAAUCCGCGCUUAUUUAAUGGAUUAUAUUUUUCAUGUUUUGUGUUUUGAAAAUGUAAUAGAUAGAAAAUGUAAUGGUGUCUUCAGUAAUAACAAAUAUAUUUCACUUGUGUGGCUAAUAUUUUGAUGUUUUUUCACUCGUGGUGCGCAUCAGAUUAAAUUCAGAUAACGUUUUCUGUUACAAAGAACGUAUACAAAUAUGUUUCCCUCCUAUGGCACAUUAACCGAUAAAUUAUUAUCGCUAUUCUGUGUUACUCGUUAUUACUUGUAUACGUUUUUCAACGGAAAAUCAUUAAAACUCCUCCAUAUGCUUGAUAAUUUCCCGUUUUACCAUUUUUUUUUUUUUUGCAUAGGAGUGUGAUACACUUCAAUUUACACCUGCAAGUUCGGGAAAAGAUACGGCCUAUUGAUCCAACCGCAUUGUCAAAACAAAAAAUGACAAUAAGGGCCAAUAAAAGUAGAUAAAACAUGUGAAAGGAAAUAACAUAAAAAAUACGCAAAGGUAAAAGACAAACGUCAACUUAAAAACAUGUAAUCUACCAACAAGUGUUGUAUUGUGAAUGGUUCGUGACAUGCUAUGCGUUGAGGAUGGUCUUUUCUUUUCAAUAAUGAAGAAUUUAUCAUGAAUGAAGACCAAUCCAGAGAGAGGAGUGGGAGGGUUAGAGUAUUUCAUUUAUUUAUAUACUGACCCAUGACCUACGUUGAAUUUGUACGGACUUGAAAUUGCUCAACGGCAAUAUUUUGUUUAUUUUGGAUUUACUGUCCUCGCAACGGCCGCUUUGGGAGUUAUGACAUACGAUCGAUUUAGGUUUCUUCCAUAAUGUGAAGAAAACCCCCGAUACUGCAGGGACUGCCACAUUAGUCGCCUCGUACAAUCACAUGCGGCGGGAUGAGCAUGCCCCGUCUUUCUUUGAACCUGCAGGGGUCACUUGCACGAUAUUUUGCGAAGUCUCUUUUAAUGUGCUCUAUCAAUGAGUCAUGCACAAACGCGUCUGUUCUUUCCUUAUCGUUUUAAACACGGGCACAUAACAGUCACUGAUUCUGUUUUAUUGCCUUUUAACAGAAAAACGUGACAAAUUCUCAGUACUGAUGUAUGUUAAACUUUAGAUAUAACAUAAAUCUUCCUCGAAAAGAAUGUCAAAUCAGUUGUGUUAACCUUUCAAUAAAAGCAUGUACACACGUGAUGAUGAGUUACUUAUUGUAUUUUAUGUUAAAAACGUAGUUGUUGCAUACUGUGACAUUUUAAGGGGAUAAAAUGAUAUCUAGAUAAAAUGCAAUAGCACAGUCCAUUCAUUAUGCAUAUUAAGUUUAUCGCGGUGAGGAACUGUCACAAGAACAUGGUAUAAUUUCUGUCACAAUUGUGACCGCAGCGGGUCCUGACAGUCUACCUAAAUUAUAUUGUAAAUACACGAUAUUCAUACAAGUACUGUAUUAGUUACUCUUAUACAAUUUUCUUAUACAGAGUGAAUGUGUAACAACAAUAAUAUAUAUAUAUAGUCGAUAUAAGAGUUAGAUUGGUAAUGUCAUAACUACUAAUCGUUGUGGUGUUUUUGUUUUACCGUCUAAAUUUUACUCCAAUAAUAUUUUACGUUCAGGUUUUGCUUACUUAACAGCAAUAAGAUUCAAUAAGGUCAACUUCAGGACAUCAUUGACGGUAAAAUAGUAAUACUAGUGUUUGUAUUGACAAUAAAUGCGAUUUCAUAAUCUUA